This is a messenger RNA of Drosophila arizonae, 7067 nucleotides long. It is a transcript of the gene crb, whose product is annotated as cell polarity complex component crumbs. The record is from RefSeq and is a predicted model, not a curated record. Gene Ontology annotation, molecular function: Notch binding; calcium ion binding. NCBI's taxonomy places the organism in Eukaryota, Metazoa, Arthropoda, Insecta, Diptera, Drosophilidae. Gene Ontology annotation, biological process: Notch signaling pathway.
CAAACGAGCGCGCCAUUCAGUUCGCAUUUUGUUCUCGACCGUGUUAGACGUUUUUAGUUAUUGGAGCGAACGCCGGAAGCUUUUGUUUAUUUUCCCAUUAUAUGCAGGUGUGCGCGGGUGUUAGUGACUGUUAGUGUUAGCCAAUGCAAGCCAGCAACCGUGUAUUGGUGGAGCAGCCAAUGCUGCUUGCAGUUCAAAAGGGCACACAAAAGCGACAACCAGAAGAAGCAACAGCAGAACAAUACCUGCUGGAAGGCAACAAAAACAGCAUUUAAGCCAACUCGUUCGUUUAUGUUUGUGGCUGUGUAAGUGAGCUUARCUGCGUGUGUGUGUGUAUUUGUUCUAACGAAUACACAAACAAAUCAAACUACUUAUAAUGGCCAGUGCUAUCCGUGAGUAUUCGCCGUGUGCUCAAUACUCAUACUCAAAUUCAAAUUCAAAUUCAUAUUCAUGCUAGAAAGUGUCGCGUGCGAAAGUGUUGAAAUAAAACCAGCAGCAGCAGUCGCSCACUUUUUUAUAUAGCAAAAAAACUAAAACCUGUUCUAGACGCCAAGUGCAAGUAACACACACACAAAAAGCACACACACACGCGCGCGUGAAUUCGUGUGUAAAGAGAGAAAAAGGCAAUAAACAAUAACCAAAACAAGUAUCAAACGAAAGAAAACUGAAGCUCAAUGUACGCUGCGAUCCUUUAAACCAAAAUAUACAUACAUAACAAAUAUAGUGAACCCUUCAAUCUUUAGGGAAAAAAAGAAACAAUAAUUUGAAAUUCUACGAUUCCAAUCCGAAAAACGAUAAUGGCUAUGACUGCUGCGGCUACCUAUGCGUCAGCAACCGCCAACAAUGCGCACGUCACACAACAGCAGAAACAACAACAACAACGACGACAACGAACAACAACAAAUCAGCAGAGACAGCAGCGGCGACUGAGCCGUGCGCGCACGAAAAGCCCAGCUCAAGUGACGUCGGCAGCGCUGUCGACGCUGCUGCUCAAGCGCGCUUGCUCAGCGCCCCAAUGGAUAUUUCUCUUCAUAUUAAUUUAUUUAGCAACAGAUGUUGCUUCGGUGGAGGUGCACGCGAAGGAGGCAUAUUUCAAUGGAUCCGCCUAUCUGCGCCUGCAGACGCCGAUGACCACCUGGGACCACUCGGCUAUCAGCUUCCGCUCGUGCCGCGGCGGCGAAAUACUCGCCCAGCAAUACAACAAAAACUCAAUUGUAAUCUCAGUGCUCAACGAUUUCCUGCAAGUCUCGCUAGCGGGCCCGGCCGUGAUUGGGCUCAACAAUCGCUUGGAUGUCAGAUUGCCCUACCAACUGUUGGACAAUCGCUGGCAUACGCUGCARUUCAAGUACGAGUACGGCAAUCUCUAUUUGCAUGUGGAUCGUGAGGCAAUUAUCUUUGCUAAUUCGACGUACAACAGCCAGUUCCUUACCAAUCAGGACAUUGGCAACGAGUUGGCCAUAUUGAUAUUGGGCAACUCGUUCUCGGGCUGCCUGCUGGACGGACCUGGACUGCAAUUCGUGAAYGCCUCCAAGCAGAAUGCCGUGUUCGGGGUCUGUCCGCUGUCGUAUGGGCCGUGCAGCGAGCACGAGACAUUUACACGGCUGCAGGAUAACUAUUGCCUGAACGAUCCCUGCAUGGGCCAUGGCACCUGCACCUCGAAUGCCGAUGGCUACGAGUGCCGCUGCACGGCCCGCUAUUCGGGCAAAAACUGCCAGAAGGACAACGGAUCGCCGUGUGCCAAGAAUCCCUGCAACAACGGCGGCACCUGCCGCGAGAACUCACGGGGCGACUAUCAAUGCGUGUGCCAUGCGAAUCACAGUGGAGAGCACUGCGAGACGGAGGUGAACAUCCAUCCGCUUUGCCAGUCGAAUCCCUGUUUGAAUAACGGCGCCUGCGUUGUGCUGAGCGGCAGCUCCAGCCCCACCUGCGAGUGUGCGAAGGGCUUUACGGGGUCGCGCUGCGAAAUCGACAUGGACGAGUGUGCCUCGCAGCCCUGCCAGAACAACGGCAGCUGCAUCGAUAGCGUCAAUGGAUUCAGCUGCGACUGCACCAACACCGGCUACGUCGGCGCCUUCUGCCAGACGAACAUCGACGAGUGCGAGGACAAUCCGUGCCUGAACGGCGGCCGUUGCUUCGAUACGUACGGCAGCUACACCUGCCAGUGCCAGGACGGCUGGCACGGCGACAUCUGCGACAAGCCCAUCAGCUGCCAGACGCAGCAGUGCCUCAACGGCGGCACCUGCGUCGACAAGGCCAUCGGCUUCCAGUGCAUCUGUGCGCCCGAGUACAGCGGAGAGCUCUGCCAGCUGGGUCCCAGCUGUGCCCAGCAGUGUCCCAUCGAUUCGGAGUGUGUUGGCGGCGUGUGUAUGUGUAAGCCAGGAACUUCGGCUUCCACUUUGGAGCUGCCAACUUCUCUUGAAUUGGCCUUGGCCUUGCAUGGUAGGUCAGAGGGUGUGGGCGAGGGUGAUGGCGAGGGCGAGAGCGAAGGAGAAUUGAGCGCGCUGUGCGCCAGCGGCAAGAAGAAGCGUUACAUAUCACCCGAGUGGCUGAAGCGCAAGCGUUGUGAACUCAAAUUAAGUUACAAUUGUCAGCAGAGCACGGGCGAUGGCGCCAACGCCUUGGCCUUGACGCCCAUCAACUGCAAUGCCACGAAYGGCAAAUGCCUGAAUGGCGGCACCUGCUCAAUGAAUGGCACCCAUUGUUACUGUGCCGUUGGCUACUCGGGCGACCGCUGCGAGAAGGGGGAGAACUGUUCGCCACUCAACUGCCAGGAGCCGAUGGUCUGCGCCCAGAACCAGUGCAUCUGCCCGGAGAACAAGGUGUGCAACCAGUGCGCCACACAGCCCUGCCAGAAUGGCGGCGAGUGCCUCGACCUGCCCAACGGCGACUACGAGUGCAAAUGCCAGCGGGGCUGGACGGGUCGCAACUGUGCCAACGAUGUGGACGAGUGCAUGCUGCAGCCGAAGAUCUGCGGCAACGGCAUUUGCAAGAACGAGAAGGGCUCCUACAAGUGCUACUGCACGCCCGGAUUCACGGGCAUCCACUGUGACUCCGAYGUGGACGAGUGCCUCAGCCAUCCGUGCCUGCACGGCGCCACAUGCCACAACAAGAUCAAUGCUUACGAAUGCGACUGCAAGCCGGGCUACCAGGGAGAGAACUGUGAAAUCGAUAUAGACGAGUGCAUCAGCAAUCCAUGCUCGAACGGCUCCACUUGCAUUGACAUGAUUAACAAUUUCACGUGCUCCUGCAUACCCGGCAUGACGGGACGGAUCUGUGACAUUGACAUCGAUGACUGUGUCUCGGCGCCCUGCCUCAACAAUGGCCUCUGCAUCGACGAGCUGGGUGGCUUCCAUUGCGACUGCGGUGGCACCGGCUACGAGGGCAAGAACUGUGAGCUGAACAUUGAUGAAUGCGUGUCGAAUCCCUGCACGAACGGCGCCAAGUGCAUUGAUCAGGUGAAGGACUAUUUCUGCGAAUGCCAUGCGGGCUACAAGGGCAAGAACUGUGAGCAAGACGUCAAUGAGUGCGAGAGCAAUCCCUGCCAGUACAACAGCAGCUGCUUGGAGCGCUCCAACUCCACGCUGUAUCAGCUGAGCAGGGUCAUGGACUUGCCGCGAGUGUUUAGUCAGCCCUUCAGCUAUGAGAAUGCCAGCGGCUAUGAAUGUGUGUGCGUACCGGGCAUCAUAGGCAAAAACUGUGAGAUCAACAUCAACGAAUGCGAGAGUAAUCCCUGCACGAAGCAUGGCACCUGCAAUGACGGAAUCGGCACCUAUACCUGUGAGUGCGAUCCGGGCUUUGAGGGCACCCACUGUGAGAUUAACAUUGACGAAUGCGAUCGCUAUAAUCCCUGUCACAAUGGCACCUGCAUCGACCAGAUUAACGACUACGAUUGCGACUGCGACGCCAACUUCGGGGGCAAGAAUUGCUCGGUGCCGUUGAUUGGCUGCAUCAGUGGACCCUGUCUGAAUGGCGGCACCUGUCAUCCCUUCCUGGUGAACGAAACAAUACACUUAUUCAACUGCUCCUGCGAGCAUGGCUUCCAGGGCGACACCUGUGAGAAGACCACGACGCUCUCAAUGGUUGUCAGCAGCCUGAUAACGGUGAAGACGCAACGCGACGAGGGCUACGACAUCAAUUUGCAAUUCAAAACUACGCUGCCAAAUGGCGUGCUCGCCUUCGGCACAUCCGGCGGACAGAACGAACCGGUUAGCUAUAUCCUGGAGCUGAUCAAUGGACGCCUAAAUCUGCACUCUUCGCUUCUGAACAAAUGGGAAGGUGUGUUCAUUGGCUCCAAGCUGAACGACAGCAAUUGGCACAAAGUGUUUGUGGCUAUAAACACCUCACACCUUGUGCUGUCCGCCAACGAUGAGCAGGCCAUCUAUCCGGUGGGCUCCUACGAGACGGCCAACAACAGCCAGCCCUCGUUUCCGCUGACUUAUCUGGGCGGCACCAUACCCAACUUGAAGUCUUAUCUGCGGCACUUGACGCAUCAGCCCUCCAGCUUCGUGGGCUGCAUGCAGGAUGUUGUCGUCAAUGGCAAAUGGAUCUUCCCCGACGAGCAGAACGAUGAAGAUACGGACAGUGAGAGUACGAAGCUGUCGUACGUUCAGAGCGGCUGUCCCCGCACGGAGCAAUGCAAACCAAAUCCAUGUCACUCGAAUGGCGAGUGCACAGAUCUGUGGCACACCUUCGCCUGUCACUGUCCCAGACCGUUCUUUGGGCAUACGUGCCAGCACAAUAUGACCGCUGCAACGUUUGGACACGAGAAUACGACGCACUCGGCUGUGAUUGUGGAGACGACAGACGUAGCCAGACGUGCCAUACGCUCUAUUUUGGACAUAUCCAUGUUUAUACGCACGCGCGAGCCCACGGGCCAGGUCUUCUACUUGGGCAGCGAUCCCCGCAAGAUGCCAACAAAGAACGUUGGCGACUCGUAUGUGUCAGCUAAACUGCAUGGCGGCGAGCUGCUGGUGAAAAUGCAGUUUAAUGGCACGCCGGAAGCGUACACGGUGGGUGGACAGAAGCUGGACAAUGGGUACAAUCAUCUGAUUGAGGUGGUGCGCAAUCAGACCCUGGUGCAGGUCAAGCUCAAUGGUACCGAGUACUUCCGCAAGACGCUGUCGACGACAGGUCUGCUGGAUGCACAGGUGCUUUACUUGGGUGGUCCGGCGCCAACACGCGAAUCCCUGCUGCCAGCCAGCACUGAGCCGGGUCUAGACGAGACUAGCGUGGCCGUUAGUAGCACGGCGGCCAAGGACAUGGACGACAGCAAGGACUACUUCAAGGGCAUCAUUCAGGAUGUGAAAGUGAGCAAUGGCUCCCUCAACAUGAUCGUCGAGAUGUAUCCCCUGAAUGUGACCGAUGUGAAUGUGAACGCCAAGCCAUUUGGAGCCGUCACCAUUGACCGCACCUCGGUGCUGCAGGGCGAAGUAUCCGACGACUUGUGCCGCAAGAAUCCGUGUAAGCACAAUGCCGAGUGCCGGAACACAUGGAACGACUACAGCUGUAAAUGCCCGAAUGGUUACAAGGGCAAGGACUGUCAGGAGAUUGAAUUCUGUCAGCUGGUUCCCUGUCCCGGCGGCAGCGUCUGUCAGAAUCUGGACGAUGGCUACGAAUGCCUAACCAAUAUCACAUUCACUGGUCUGGAACAUUCGCCACUGGCCUUCUCCUACUUCAAGGAACAGCUGCCAGAUGAGAUUGGCGUGACGAAGCAGCCGCUGCUGAAGCCGGUCAUUGAGAUUGCCUAUCGCACGCGAGCCGGCGGCACUCUUCUCUUCAUUGACAACCAGGAUAGCUUCUUUGAAAUUGGCGUCAAUGGGGGUCGGGUCACUGUUACAUGGAAACUGACGCAGUUGCACAUCGGUGAGUCCGGACGCUUUGAGAAGGAUAAUACGGAUGGCGAAUGGAGCCGCAUUUACUUGCGUGCGCACGGUGGUAAACUGGAAGGUGGGUGGAAGGGCUGGGAAUCGAUGGUGGAUCCCACGCCCGGUUUCUCCACGGACAUAGAUCAGGCAGCAUUCCAGGAGCUGCUCUCCAGCAGCACACAAGUCUAUUUGGGCGGCAUGCCUGAGUCGCGUCAACUACGUGGCUCCACGCAAUCCUCGCAGCAGGGAUCCCAGUUCAAGGGCUGCGUGGGUGAGGCGCGCGUUGGCGAUUUGCUGCUGCCCUACUUCUCUAAUGCCGAACUGUAUCCACACACUGAGAACGUGUCCGUGCAGCUGCAGGCGCAGUUCCGCCUCAACUCGACCMGGCCCGAGGAAGGCUGCAUUCUGUGCUUCCAAGUGGACUGCAAGAACAACGGUUUCUGCAAUGCGCCAACCGAGGAGUACGCAUGCACCUGCCCAGCGGGCUACGAGGGCGACGACUGCGGCACAGACAUUGACGAGUGCCUCAACACCAACUGCGAAAAUAAUGCCACCUGCAUCAACCUUGUAGCCGAUUUCCACUGCAAGUGCUUGCCCGGCUUCGAGGGUCGCUACUGUGAACAGAACAUUGACGAGUGUGCAGGCCAGCCCUGUCACAAUGGCGGCAACUGCACGGAUCUGAUUGCUGCCUACCGCUGCGACUGCCCCGACGAGUACACGGGUCCGCAGUGCAACGCUCUCAAGCAGAUGACCUGCGAGAAUGAGCCCUGUCGCAAUGGGUCCGGCUGCGAGAAUGGAUUUAAUGCUCAAACCGGAAAUAACUUUACCUGCACUUGCUCUAUGGGCUUUGAAGGUGCACUCUGUGACACGCCCUUCUGCGAUCUGACUCCCUGCCUCAAUGGAGGUCUUUGUCUGACUACAGAUGGCAUACCUAAUUGCAAAUGCAGCCUGGGCUACACGGGGCGCCUUUGCGAGGAGGAGAUCGACGAAUGCGCCUCCAAUCCCUGCAUGAAUGGCGGCAAGUGUCACGACCUUGUGGGUGACUAUGAAUGCGACUGUCAGUCUACUGGCUUCGAUGGCGUGCAUUGUGAAAACGAUAUAAACGAAUGCAUCCAGGAAGUGAACUACUGUGGUGAGCUCGGGCGCUGCAUAAAUAUGCCGGGUAGCUUCAAGUGCAUUUGCCAGAAGCCCCACUGUGGCGCC